This is a messenger RNA of Bombyx mandarina (wild silkworm), 5599 nucleotides long. RefSeq lists its product as uncharacterized. NCBI's taxonomy places the organism in Eukaryota, Metazoa, Arthropoda, Insecta, Lepidoptera, Bombycidae. Gene Ontology annotation, cellular component: nucleus. The record is from RefSeq and is a predicted model, not a curated record. Gene Ontology annotation, molecular function: zinc ion binding.
UUUGACGUCUAGCUAAACCGAUAUAUAGGGUAAUGUGCCGACAUUCACUGAAUUUAAUGUUAUAAAAAGUUCGCUGAAACAAACCACGAAGAGUAUUAAAUAUGACAAGACAAGUGGAUGUGAAAGCAUUAAUUUCCCAUCUAGUCAGAGGGGAUGGCACCGAAAAAUGUCGUAUUUGUAUGGGUGAAACAACAGAGGGCCAAGUUUACCUUGGAGAUACUGUAAUGGUGGACGGAGAGAAGCCCGUGACCUUAGCUGAACUAUUAGAACAAAUCACGGGAGUCGAGGUAACAGUGGAAGAUAACCUGCCCGACGUUCUAUGCUCGGCCUGCUCAUUCUCAGCAUUAUCCGCAGCAGAGUUCAGAAACUUCUGCCAGAAAGCCAUAGAGCAAUGGCAUAACACAGUAAAAUUACUGGAGGAGGUCACCACCUUUCAUCCUGUAAACGCAUCCAAGAUUUAUGCUGUCGUAUCUGACAACGAAAUAUCCAUCACCGAAGACUCAUUAAGACAAAAUAAAACAAUCAAACAUUCGCCUAUUAAAAGUAAAGAAUAUGGUAAAAGCUUACAAUGCUCAUGUCCGAACUGUGGGAAGACAUUUUCAUAUGCAUCAGAUUUGUAUGAUCAUUUGAAAGGAUCGACGGACUUGACUCGGGCUUGCUAUGUGUGCGCAAGGAUAAUGUCUGAAGAUGAUCUGGUGGAGCAUCUAAGAGAAAAACACAAUAAAAAGCCAUUCAACUGUAACAAAUGUGCUGUUCUGCUCCGCUCGUACAAACAUUACAAGAAGCACAUGGCAGACGCUCACAGGCCCGGUGUGUGUACGUGUGGGGACUGUGGACGAUCAUUCAAAUCUCUGCCGGCAUACAACGCUCAUCUAUCAGUACACACUCCAAAGACCUGUCCAAAGUGCUCUAAACUGUACCGAAACCAAACUUGUUACCUUUAUCACGUUAAAAGGUGCUGUGAGUUGAGCCGGGAAAGCCGGGAAAUACAUCAAACGAAGAAUAAACUAUCGGUUUUGGUUAAGAGUGAUCAGAGGUCAGUCAAAGUUGGUCUCCGGGGCAGUAGGAACACUGAAUGUAUAUGUGACUAUUGUCAGAAGAGGUUUGCCGGAAAGAAAUUUGUAGCGACUCACAUUCAGAUUGUGCAUAUGAAAUCCACUCACCGCCCCUGCGUGUAUUGUGGAAAAUACCUCGCUGCUGCUCACAUGCCAGUCCACUUGAAGAGACAUGAAACAUCGGAGACCUUCAAAUGUGAACUAUGCAAUAUUGUACUAAAAUCGAAACUAGGCUAUCAACAACAUCUAAGACUACACUCCGGAGAGAAACCUUAUGUGUGUAAAUACUGCGAUGAAAGAUUCUCUGCUUCGUCAAGGCGGUCGGAGCAUGUCCGCAAGGCACACAGACAGAGUGAUACGGUCUUGAGACACUCAUGUGCCGUCUGUCCUGCUAAGUUCAGGCUACCCUACCAGCUCAGGAAGCAUGUUUCCUCCGUACAUCACAUAGACAAACCAGGGUCCUUUGAUUGUGAAAUUUGCAAAGUAAAAUUUGCAAGUUGUAGAGCUCUAUUGGUUCACCACAGAAACAUUCACACAACGGCCAAUUAUUUGGCCAACAUUGGGCUCGAGAAAAACGCGGCUACUCUCUACGUUGUAGCCGCAAAAGAUUUUCGAACUUACCGCAGCAAGAGAAAGAUUGAAAAUCACUCGCAACUUGUAAAAGAUUUGGGAGCCAAAAUCAGUACGCGGUCGGCACGCAUGAAAGGUCCAGAACGUUCCAGAAUGGCUUGUCCCGAAUGCGGGAAGUGUUUUAAGAACGCGGUGCGGUUUAAUGCUCACAUUAGGAAUUUGAAAAUGAAGUAUUGCACGCAGUGCGGACGUUUAGUGAACUUGAAUUCUUACGGAGCUCACGCUGAAAAUGAUCACAACGCGAGGGUGUUCCGAUGUAAGAAAUGCCCGGAGGUGUUCGCGAGGUAUUCGUAUUUGGAAAAACACAAAACCAAGCACAUCGGUGUACAUUGCUGCGUUGAGUGUAAACGUAGCUUUCGCAACGCAACGAGUCUGUGGACGCACUUACGGAAACACCAACCGGCGGUGUGUGCUUGCGGUAAAAAGUUCACGAAUGGAAUAUGUUUUAGAAAACACGGAAAAACGUGCCCAAGUAACAGGGGCGCCGUUCGAUACGUCUGCGACUAUUGCUCGAAAGAAUACAGCGUUAGGACUACCCUCAAAUUUCACAUAUUCAAUGCGCACAUGUCGCUAAAGAAAUUCCAGUGCGAUAAAUGCGGAAAGGUUUUCGGUAAUCGUUCGCACUUGGAGGAACAUGGGCUGGCGUGGUUUCAGGUGGCGGACGAAGACGCCCUUCCACCCGGGGUCUGCAGGCAUUGCUCCGAGGAUACCAUGGCCGCUUACAACUUCAGACAGCUGUGUGAUACAUCGAAAAAGCGUUGGUCCAGUGCCGCGGAGCUUCUAUCGCGGAUUCACGCGAACGCCGACAGUGGAACUCUCUUUUUCCUAUACGACGACGCUAUCUUGCUCCUGAAAGACAAAAUAAGCACCACAGAUACAAGAGCGGCCUCAGAUUUGCUGAACUCGAAGUUUGACGAGGAAACAGAGCAGAAACCGCGCAAAUACCAAAGAUCGUAUCAGCCGCCUCUAGAAUGUUCUUGUCCCGAGUGCGGCAAGACCUUCCAGAACGUUCAGUAUUUGAACUAUCAUUUGAAGAGUUCGUUGAAUUGCGCGUGUAGAACCUGCGCUUUGGUCAUGCAGAAGAGAUUCAUUCCGGAGCACAUGAGGGUCGAGCAUGGCGUCUCCGUGGCUCACUGUCGGAUGUGUUACGCGGUUUUCGAAGACCAAGAGUCAGUUAAGCGUCACUUGCUAUCGUCUCACGGCCCUAAUUCGUUCUCUUGCAAUACGUGCGGCACCGGCUUCAGCGGCCAGAGAGCCUUGCGCGCUCACAUGUACUCGCACACGUUGUUCGACUGUAAGUCCUGCUCCAGGACAUUUGAGAAUCGUAAAUGCUUCAAGCAUCACCAGAGAGGAUGCAAACGCGAGGUCUCGCCAAUUGAAUCCACGUUCAUAUGCGACUAUUGUAAAAUAGAAUAUAACAAAAAACCAUCUCUGAAAGUGCACAUAAUACAGAAACAUUUGAACGUGUUGCCGUAUGUUUGUCAGAAGUGCGGGAAGCGGGCGUCGACCGUCGCGCAUUUGCAGUCGCACCUCAGGACCCAUAACCACGUGAGGAAGGUGUUUGAGUGUCACUGCGGUGCUAAAAUGACCACGGAAUUGGGUUAUCGGCUCCACCAGAGGAUACACUCUGGCGAGAAGCCGUACGAGUGCAAGAGGUGCGGCGAAAGGUUUUUGUCGUCUUCGAGGCGCUUAGACCACAUCAAGAGGCGGCACAUGGGCACCCAGAACAUGCCGCACGCAUGCGACAAGUGCCCCGCGAGAUUUCUAAGAGAAGAUCCCCUGUGUCCCAACGGGGCCUGCGUCUCGUGCGCCAGCUCCGCCCUGGCUGUCCAAGAGUUCAGAAUGUUCGUUCAGAACUCACAAAAAUCCUGGUACAAAGUUAUAAAUAGCCUGUCCAGUAUAACGGCGCCGGUCGUACCACAGGUGAAGUCUUUAUGCGCAUUCGUGAGCUCGAACGACUUGAGCGUGCAAAUCACGAAGAAUUACACGACUGGCGACCCUAAAGCGUUGGUUAACAGGUUCCAAAGUAGAAUUUCCAGGAAGCCACCGAAGAGAUUGCGCGUGGACCGCACCGGUCCUGACUGUGCGUGUCCUGACUGCGGGAAAACCUUCUCCAGCCCCCAUUUCUUGAACGCUCAUCUCAUGAACAGCGGGCAGAAGGAAGCCUGCCUCAUUUGUGGGGAUGUUGUCUUAAGACGCGACCCCAUGCUUGCGCACAUGAAAACCGUCCACAAAAGCACCUUUUACCUGUGCAAGGAAUGCCCCUUGCUUUUUACAACCGAAGCCGACCGCGUUCAGCACGUUGCCAAACAUCACAAGCCCGGCGCCCUGACAUGCUCCGACUGCGGUAGAACCUUCCCUAGGAAAGAGUCCUUUGAUCACCACACGCAAAUGCACAUGGUGCGAACUUGUCGCUCCUGCGGCUGUCAGUUCACUAACCGCGGUUGCUACAGGGAGCACAGGUCCCAGUGCGAGCCGGAGGCCAAGCCCGAUGUCCAUGGUCUCCCGCGGACGAAGCGCUACAACGUACGCGAUCCCGCCUCGUUUACUUGCGAUUACUGUAAUAAGACAUACUCCUCGCGACCUCAACUGAAGAAUCAUAUACUCUGGAUCCACAUGGACAUUCGACCUCACCAGUGCCAGUGGUGCGGCAAACGUUUCUACACUCCGGCUAGAUUGGCGGAACAUUCUGUGGUCCACACGCGCGUCAGGAACUUCGAAUGUGAUAUUUGCGGUGCGAAAUUGGUCAGUAAAAUGGCUGCGGUUUACCACAAAAGGCGGCACACGGGAGAGAGGCCCUACAAGUGCGAUGAUUGCGGCGAGGGCUUCAUAUCCGCCUCGCGUAGGACGGAGCACGCCAAGCGAAGGCACAACAGGGGUAAGAGGCUUCAGUGCCCCGAAUGUCCGGCGACGUUUAUCAGGAAAUGUGAGGUUCAAAAGCACAGGAUCAAAGCCCACGGCGUUACUGAAGUUUAUAACAUUAUAACAGAUAUGAAAUCGUGAGUGAGGCUGUUUGUCUCAACUGGUGCUAAGGACGCGUCCUUACUUUGGUGUAUUGACAUUGUUCGUGUCAAUGUCUCCGCAUUUAAGGCCAGUGUCGUCUGACAGAGCAAAGUUGGAACAGGGACAAUCUUUUUGUAGUCUUUUUUUUGUAAGUGCUAUUAGUUAGUGAAUAAAUUGUAAAUAAUAAAGUUAUAUAUUUAAACAUUGGUGAACCUCUGUCACGCGCCAAUGCCAGGGGCACAGCCAAGCCGCUGCCUACAGUUAAAUAUUGUUCACAAGCCUCGUUUGAAGAAGGACAUGUCAUAGCGCUCGGGAAAAACCUUGGAAGAGAGCUCAUUCCAAAGCCGGUUUGGUACAUGGGAAAAAAACAAUCUGUAAACGCCCUGUUGAUGAACACAGUGGCUCCAGGGAUGAACUCUACUCCGGUGGCGGGCGGUGUGAUGGUAAAAAUGAGAUGGUGAGGUCAUCUCAAACAAUUCCCCAGAGAACUCUGAUGUGCUGAGUUUUUGAGUUUCAAUUUACCACUUUUAACCGGAUACUUUUUCAACUAUUCUUAAACGUAAAGCAGGUUUACUUACAUCUACCCUCCAUUAUCUUUCAGUAUUUGAUGUUUUUGGUUUUGAACCGAAAUCUCCCAAGUUAACGUGUUCUUUUGUUUCUGUGGUUAAUAAACUCUGACAGGGCUGAAGUGAUGCUACUGAAUAGCAUCAGUCGUUUAUUAUUUAGUAGGUACAUAUCUUCUGCCAUAACCAUAAAUUGUCAGCAACGCAUGCAUGUCAAAAGUACAUAAAUCUUCUAUUCUGAUUGUAAUCGUGCUGUCUAAAAAGCGUUCAAUAUUUUUGUAUGAAAGAUGAAGAGGCUUCACUGUGCAAUUAAAUUUUGUUGAUAUCAAUAAAAAUGUUUUUAAAGAA